GAUAAUGCCAACGACAUUAGUUCAGUUGAUGUCGUGGAGUUAAGUCGCAUAAAAAUUAUUAAAAGCAAAGAUUUAUAAGAAACUGCAAUUGCAACUAAAAAAAUAACUAAACUUUUUUAAACAAAGAAAACUGAAAAUUGUGUUUUUAAAAUUAGUUAGAAAAUUUAUUAACGCAAUUCUAGUAAAUGUGUUUUACAAGUAAUGUGCAAACUAAUGUUAAUGUUUUGACAAUUGCACAUAAUAUAAAUAUAUUAAAAUAGUUCGAAUAAACCAGUGCAAAUAACACUUACAUUUCUCAAAACACAAUUCUCUUUUAAGAUUCUCUAAGAUUGUUUAUUUUUUAUAACAACUGUAUAUCACAUAAAUAAAAACAAAAAUAAAGAUGUCAAUGAAUAAUCUAACUAUUGAUGGUGAAUUCCGUUAUAUUGUACAAUGGUUUAACGAAUGGAGCGAAUUGCAACGUGAUGAUUUCGUACCAAUACUAGUAAAAUAUAUAACGGGCUCUCACACAAACGAAGAUGAUGAUAAUGAUGAUGGACUUGUAGCUGCAGCGGUAACACCACCGGUUAAUAUGAAUGGUUUACCAAAUGAUCUUGAAUUCAGUGGAAGACCAAUGUCAUUAUUUCAAUGCAGGAUUAAACUUUUCAAUCAAUGGAAUCGUAGAUGGCCCACUGAGUUUAAAGAAAAAUUACAACAAAAAAUUGGAGAAAUUGAUGGCAAAGUAGGUGAGAAAAUUAAAUUGGCUUUGAAUCCAAAUAAUACUCUCACAAAUGGUUACGCAUCGAAUGAAGAAGAUCCACACAGUUUGGAACUGUUGAAAGAAAAUGGUGAAAAUUCAGUUAUUGUUGCUAAUUAUGCAACCGAAAUAGAGGCAAUGGCAUUGAAUGACCCCAUGACAGAAGUUUUAAAUAAUGAAACAUCUGUCGAUGACAUUGAAACGAAUGAAGAUGUCAGCAACAGUAUUGAACAACCGCUAUUCAAUAACAACACGGUUACUAACACAUCAUCAGCCCCACUUCAGGCUGGCAUUAAUAUUGACGACAAUAAUGAUGUUGCUGCUGGUAAUGUUAACAAUGAUGGUGAUGAUGAUGAAGUUUGCAGCAAUAAUACAACACAUAAUCAUGCAAUUAAUGAACGCGAAGAACCUGUUGAACAGGUUGUACAAAUGCAAAAUCUUCAAAUAAAUGAAGAAAAAGCAGAAGCUGAAAAAGACCAUGAAGAUGUAAUAGCAGCAACUGUGGAGCAGAAACAACAGCCACUACCAUCCAUAACAGUUACAGUUAAUCCAGUCGUUGUUACACAAACAAUUACUACAAAUGCAGAAGUUCCUUUAGUCGUUUAAACAUGUUUGAAUUGAGUUAAAUUUAUUUUAUUUUCUUAUUAUAUUUUUCGCUGAACGCAAUUCAGAGCAUCAUGAUCAUCUUAUUAAUUAUUAUGAAAAUUAUUUGAAAUGGCAUAAAAGACAUUCCAAUUAUUCGUACCGUUUGUUUUAAGUUAAUUAUAUACAAUAUACAUUCAAUUAUUGUGAAUCCAACAUAGAUUUAUACGCACAAUCAACAUGCAUUCCAAUAAAAUUCAUGUUUAAAUAUCUAAUUAAUUGUGGCAUAUAAAGUAAAUACUCCUAGCAGAAGACGCAAAAAAGAAAAACUAUAAAUAAAACAUUAAACAAAGUUUUAAA
Messenger RNA from Lucilia sericata (common green bottle fly), 1678 nucleotides. RefSeq lists its product as uncharacterized. Bases 383 to 1342 code for a protein of 319 amino acids. NCBI's taxonomy places the organism in Eukaryota, Metazoa, Arthropoda, Insecta, Diptera, Calliphoridae. The record is from RefSeq and is a predicted model, not a curated record. The transcript has 3 exons.